UAAAAAAGCGGAAGCCAGAAGUUUGAACCAUUUGCAUCCAUAGGGGCGAACUAUGUCUUCGUCUCCGCGGGUGAAGGUACGUGAGCACGCGGACACGGUGUACGUCUCUGUGGAGGCGGCCAUCGCCCUGGCGUCGGUGGUGGGUAACGUGCUGGUGGUGCUGGUGGUGUGCGUGAACCGGGCCCUGCGGAACACCACCUUCUGCUUCAUCGUGUCCCUGGCGGUGGCCGACAUCGCGGUGGGCGUCCUGGUGAUCCCGCUGGCCGUCACCAUCAGCCUGGGGAUCAGUACGCAGUUCUACACGUGUCUGUUCCUGUCCUGCCUGCUCGUGAUCAUAACGCAGGGUUCCAUCUUGUCGCUCCUCUCCAUCGCCAUCGACCGCUACCUGAGGGUCAAGAUACCCACCAGGUACAGCACCAUCGUGACGGAGAGGCGUGCGUACGUGGCCGUGUGCCUGUGCUGGGUGCUCUCCUUCCUGACGGGCCUGGUGCCUAUGGUGGGCUGGAACAACCGGCACGUCCUGGGCAACCUGAGCGGCUCCGACUACAUGAUGUGCGAGUUCACAGCAGUCAUGCGGAUGGACUACAUGGUCUACUUCAACUUCUUCGGCUGGGUGGUGGCGCCCCUGGCCGUCAUGAUCGCGCUGUACGUCGAGAUCUUCCGCGUCAUCCGCCGGCAGCUCAACCGCCGGGCCGAGGCCACGUCGGAUGGCGAGCGCUACUACCGGAAGGAGCUGAAGCUAGCCAAGUCCCUGGCAUUGGUGGUGUUGCUCUUUGCCGUGUGCUGGCUGCCGCUUCACAUCGUCAACUGCGUCGAGUUCUUCCACCCGGGCCGCUCUACGCCCAAGAUGGCCGUGUACGCGGGCAUCUUCAUGUCGCACGUCAACUCGGCACUCAAUCCGCUGGUGUACGCCUUCCGAAUAAAGCGCUUCCGGGUCACGCUGCUGGAGGUGGCGCGGGGCUGCGUGGCGUGCCGGGGCGGCGCCAGGGCUAGCCCGUUUCCGGGCACCAUUCCAGCCCUCACCGAGAAAGUGGACACUGACUUGCCGCAAGGUCUGCAGCCUGUAGAUGGCGUCAAGUGAGGCGCUAGUAGCUUUGAAUGCGGGCCCGUUUAUGGACACAAAGCAGUGGUUCUCUAACUGGGGUCCCCGAACUUCCAAAGGGUCCACGAGCCGUAGUAUGGGGUCUGCAAAAUAUAGUGGUACUUUGAUUUAUGAGUGAUUUUUUUUAGAUAAGAUUUUGCUUGUGUUUCAUGGUUUAUGGGUGUUUUUUUGGGGGGGCCUCUUGGAAAAGUAAUUUCGGUCCUCUGUAUGUUCCACAUAUAUUGGGGACUGACAAUAAAAUGCUACCAUAACAGAGAUGAUAGCGGAGAACGCAACUCAAUUUGCAACAACCAGUAGUUUGGCACAUCAUGAAAUAUUCUUCCAAAAAUAAAGGCGUCAAGCUGUUUACUGACACUCCCCGUUAACGUUUAAUGUCAAACUAAACAAACAAACAAAAAACAGAAUUACACAUUUUGGAAUGCCGGGUCCCAAAAAGUUUGAAAACUUUAAUGUUGAAGCAUUGAAGGACUUCAACAUGGGGUUAAUUUUAAGCCAUAUGCCAGGGGCCACAUAUGCCUCACAAGCCAUAGUUUCCCAUUUACAUAUUUGCAAAGUACAUAUAGACAAGCACGCAUUCACACUCAAAUUCACACCGAUGGACAAUUUUGAGCCUUCAUAAAUGUUUUUGGAAGUUUUUGUACAAACGAUACAGAAGCGCAGGGAGAACGCGCAAACUCCACACAGGAAGGCCAGAGCUGAGUUUCGAACCCUAAACCCGAGAGCUGCGAGACAGACGAGCUCACUGCUCGUCCACCAUUUCCAUCAUCUGUAUGGUUACUUUUAAAUGAUUGAUUUUUCACUUGAUUCACAUUGAAUUGCAAUACACGGAACGCGUGCACAGUGGUAUGAGAGUCAAGACACAGCUCAUAUGGCGAGUGCAGGUGUGCCUAAUGAGCUGUCCAGUGAGUGUAUGUAUACGUGUGCAGAGACAAGACUUUACCAGAAUAAAAGAAAACAUUUGUUCGGCCAUCACUGUGUUCUCUUAUUUCAUGUAUGCUUGAGUGACAAAAUUCUGAAUGUUAACAUAACAAGCACUCAAAAGUG
Messenger RNA from Phyllopteryx taeniolatus (common seadragon), 2146 nucleotides. Its product is annotated as adenosine receptor A1-like. The record is from RefSeq and is a predicted model, not a curated record. Gene Ontology annotation, cellular component: dendrite; membrane; synapse. Bases 53 to 1081 code for a protein of 342 amino acids. Gene Ontology annotation, molecular function: G protein-coupled adenosine receptor activity. The transcript is spliced from 2 exons. Gene Ontology annotation, biological process: G protein-coupled adenosine receptor signaling pathway. Lineage: Eukaryota; Metazoa; Chordata; Actinopteri; Syngnathiformes; Syngnathidae.